This is a messenger RNA of Tetrahymena thermophila SB210, 1173 nucleotides long. RefSeq names its product cyclin-dependent kinase-like Serine/Threonine kinase family protein. NCBI's taxonomy places the organism in Eukaryota, Ciliophora, Oligohymenophorea, Hymenostomatida, Tetrahymenidae. The record is from RefSeq and is a predicted model, not a curated record. The transcript is spliced from 5 exons. Gene Ontology annotation, molecular function: ATP binding; cyclin-dependent protein serine/threonine kinase activity; RNA polymerase II CTD heptapeptide repeat kinase activity. Gene Ontology annotation, cellular component: nucleus; cyclin-dependent protein kinase holoenzyme complex. Gene Ontology annotation, biological process: protein phosphorylation; positive regulation of transcription elongation by RNA polymerase II.
AUGCAUAUUGUGUCUAAAAUUGAGAUAUCUACUAACAAUUUAUUUCAUAAAUAGUUAAGUUAAUUAUUUUUAAUUCAAUUUUUAUCAAAAAUUAUUAAAUAAAUAACAUAAUUAUAUCAAAUGGAGCAAGAAGAAGAUAAAAAGAAACUUUUAGAACAGAGCUUGUUUGGGUAAUGCAGAUUUAUAGGUGAGUUCACUCAAAUUCAUUAAUUAGGAGAAGGAACUUUUGGUAAAGUGUACAAAGCCUAAGAUAAAAAAAAUAAUGAAAUAGUUGCAGUCAAGCAAGUGAAAAUCCAUGAUGAGCGAGAAGGUUUUCCUGUUACUUCUGUGAGAGAAAUUAAACUUCUAAGUGAAUUACAAAACCAUCCUAAUAUUGUAUAGUUUAAAGAAGUAGUCGUAGGUUAAAAUUAAAAUAGCAUAUUCUUAAUUUUUGAGUAUUGCUAAAUGGAUAUUGCAAAUCUUAUUUUUAGAAUGGACUAAGAAAGAGAAUAUUUCUCUGAAUCUGAAAUAAAAUGCAUCAUUUUAUAGCUACUGAAUGGAGUUUAACACAUGCAUAAAUAGUAUUAAAUGCAUAGAGACAUUAAAUUAUCAAAUGUUCUUAUCAAUGACAAAGGUGUGGUCAAAAUUGCUGAUUUUGGUCUAGCUAGGGAAUAUAAUAAACCAAACAAGCCAUACACACCAAAAGUUGUAACUUUGUGGUACAGAUCACCAGAAUUAUUAUUAGAAAUGGAAUAAUACACUACUUCAAUAGAUAUAUGGUCUGUUGGCUGUGUAUUAGCAGAGUUAUUAAAUAAAGGAUAACCAAUAUUCCCUGGAGAUACAGAAAUGAAGUAGUUUUAACUUAUUUGUGAAUUAAUUGGCUAUCCAACAAGGUAUGAGUGGAACGAAUAUUAUUCACAAGUUAAAAAAGAAGUAAGAAAAGAGCUUGAAAAAUUUUCUGGAUUUAAAACAAAUAACUUGUAAAAGUAACUUAAAUGCUCAGAAAAUUGCCUAAAGCUUCUUUAAAAAAUGCUUGCUUGGGAUCCAAAAAAAAGAAUUUCAGCUGAAAAGGCUAUGUCUCAUCCUUAUUUUAGUGAAAAUCCAAAGCCUACACUGCCAGGAUAAAUAAAAAUUUUGGAAAGAUUAAACUAUUAUGCCAAAAAAAACUAAGAAGCCUAAGAGCGUAAAAAAUGA